ACUGGAAAUAAAUAAUAACCGUGGAAGAUGCGAACGUUCAAAUUAACAAGAGCACCUCAGGUCAGUUCUGCUUUAAGCCAAGGAAAGAGAAUCUUCAUGAAUAGUGACCCAAGGUCAGUGUGGUGGACUUUACUGGUAGCCUCUGUUUUGGCUAAAGCUUUUGGCAGUUGUCCCCGAAACACAUUGUCUGUCUAUAAGGUGUCCCUUGUCACUGAAUGGUCGGAAGAAAAUUUUCCAAACCAAUACCCUCAAUGGAGACCUCACGCCCAGUGGUCAAAGGUUGUAGGCCGUUCUCAUAAUAGUAGCUACAGCUUCUGGAGACUUGGUGAUGUGGCUUCCGAAGGCUUCAAGACGUUUAUAGAUGACGGAAGGUCGGAUAUUUUGGACCGGUCUUUCCAAGGUGUAGGAGGAAUUUAUGACGUGUUCUCAGCUCCGCCAAUAGAUGGCGGUGUUGGUCGUACCCAAGCCGAGUUCUUCGUUGAUAGUAAUCAUUCAAAGGUUUCCCUGGCUUCUCGGAUCAUACCGAGCCCUGAUUGGUUCGUCGGUGUGAGCAGUUUUGAUACGUGUGUAAAUGGUAAAUGGUUAGAUAGAAUUAAAUUAGAUGUGGGCCCUCUAGACGCUGGUACUGAUAACGGUUUUACAUUCACCGCUCCAAGAUGGGAGACAGAGCCGAGAAUUAAAAUCUCGCGAAUCACAUCUCGCCAUCCCAGCCAUCCAGCCAGUUCUUUCUACUACCCUCUUCUUGAAAAGCUUCCCAGAAUAGCCGUCUUCGAGUUUACCAAAACCAAAACCUAUGAACUGAACGAGAUAUUUUCUCGCGGGAAAAAACACGCCGUUGACGACAAAGAAUCAAAAGGAGAAAACACUGUAUUCCUGAAACAAGUGGAUACCAACACAGUCAACUACGAGGGCACUUUCGAGGGUUUACGAAUCAAAAUCAUCGGAGGUGAUAAGCAAAAAGAAGAGGUGGAAAAAUCGAGAAGGCUUCGAACUAGAAAACUGAUAAAAGUAUUGAAAGACAAGAGAGGACUUGAGACUCGUUCAAGAUUUCGAUCCCAGCUUCGCCCGUGUCGGGUCAGCAACUGGUCUGACUGGUCAUCCUGUAGCAAUGGUUGUGGCUUUGGAAGGACCAUUCGCACGAGGAAGGAGGUGAGUCGUGGAGGGUUACCUUGUCCAAGACUAGAAGAGUCACGAUGGUGUCACGGGAGGAGAAGGUGUCAACAAAAGAAACGUUACUUCUUUUGGUAGAGAGAGAAACCAGAUGUAGGCAGAUUCAAACCCACCUCACACUGAAAUAACCAACUUCUCAAUAAUCGGUAUGACACGUCUAAAACAUUGUUACCGGGUUGAUUGGUUAAUUAAAUCCAUUUGAGUUAAUCCAACCCAUUUCACACUCAAAUAACCAACUUCUUAACAAUCGGUUUGACACGUCUAAAACAUUGUUACCGGGUUGAUUGGUUAAUUAAAUCCAUUUGAGUUAAUCCAACCCAUUUCACACUCAAAUAACCAACUUCUUAACAAUCAUUUUAACCGGAUAUGAGAUGCCAGAAAUGAUGUAAAAUCGCCUCUAGAUGAAGAGGUAGAUUUGGAAAUUUAUCGUAUUUCAACAAUCUAUAAAAGCUAAUGCAGAAUGCCAUUUCUCGUGUCUAAGUCUGCCAUAUUUUAACUUGUUAACCGAGGUCUAUA
This is a messenger RNA of Limulus polyphemus (Atlantic horseshoe crab), 1686 nucleotides long. Its product is annotated as spondin-2-like. NCBI's taxonomy places the organism in Eukaryota, Metazoa, Arthropoda, Merostomata, Xiphosura, Limulidae. Gene Ontology annotation, cellular component: extracellular matrix. The coding region runs from base 28 to 1248 and encodes 406 amino acids. The record is from RefSeq and is a predicted model, not a curated record. Gene Ontology annotation, biological process: cell adhesion. The transcript is spliced from 4 exons.